AUGCCUCACCAAAUCCUACUCCUCGACACGCCACGAAGCGGCAGCCAUCUUCUCGACCGAAUGAUCGGUCAUGGCACGGAGAUUAAACAUCUCGACUCGCCCUUCAGCGCGGCCCGCGGUAAACAGAUCGGCUGGAUGCUGCGUGAAGGCCACGAGAAGGGUAUGACCUAUCAAGAGGGCGCAGACUUCACCACAGCCCUUUCAGCAGGCAUUACCAAAUGGCGCGAAGCCCUGUCCGACGCAGAAGACACCGUCAGUCCCACCACUGAAGAUUCAACCCAUUCAGCCCAGCUGACUGAGCAGCAGGGCAAAACCCUCUUCCUCAAAGACCACAUCCUCAAUUCCUCCCACGGCCGCGAAAUCCUGCAGAUCCAAUACAAUUAUAAAUCCCCCUCCCCACACCAGGACCCCACCGACCCCUACCCCUUCCUCCCCGCCGGAGCAAACCCGACUCGAAUCCCCGACGACUUGCUCCUAGCCCUCGGAACGGUUCCAAUCCUCCUAAUCCGGCACCCGCUCUGCACGAUCCCAUCGGCAAUGCGUGUACUCCAACGUAUGGGUCUACCCCACGGCGGCGGACGCACGAAUUUCCGCGCCGUGACAUCGCAGGACCAUACGAGGGUAAUGUAUGAUUUCUACCGAGCCCACUACAACCCCAGCCAAGCCGUGAUGCCGCUGAUAGUCGACUACGACGACAUCGCCACUUCCCAACCGUUUGUGCGACAUCUCUGUACACUUCUCGGUCUAGAUCCCACUGAAGCGAAGUUCUCAUGGCCGGCUUUGACGGCGGAGGGGAAAAGGGAGAUGCAUCCUUCGUACUAUAUUAGUCAGACGAGGCUAAAGGAGUCGAGUGGUGUGAUGCCGGAGUUGGCGACGAGGAAUCGAGAUUUAGAAGGGGAGAGGAAGGGGUGGGUCAAGGGUUGGUGGAGGGAGUUUGGGCGGGAGGAUGUGGAGAUGAUGGAGGAGAUGGUUGGGUUGGCUAUGCCGAAUUAUGAGUGGUUGUGGGAGAGGAGGGUGAGGUUGCCUGGUGGUGGUGAGGCGUAG
Recurvomyces mirabilis is the source of this 1044-nucleotide messenger RNA. RefSeq lists its product as uncharacterized. Lineage: Eukaryota; Fungi; Ascomycota; Dothideomycetes; Mycosphaerellales; Teratosphaeriaceae. The coding region runs from base 1 to 1044 and encodes 347 amino acids. The transcript has 2 exons. The record is from RefSeq and is a predicted model, not a curated record.